AUGACCGACCUCCUAUCGCCCAAGUCAAAGUUCCGGUGGACGACCGCCGCCGAGCAGGCCCUGACCGCGGUGAAGCAAAGAUUCAGAGAGUGCCACACCCUAUCACGCCUGGACCUAGACGAACCCAUCUUCGUCCAGACGGACGCCAGCCAAGAGGGCAUGGGGGCGGUGCUCUACCAGGAAGGGGGGGACGGGGAGCGGCGAGUGGCCGAGUAUGCCAGCACCAAGUUCGGCCCUGCAGAACGCCGCUAUCAUGCAAACAAGCAGGAGUGCCUUGCGGUGGACCCCCAGGGCUGGGAGGAACUCCUGCCACCACCUCACCCACCAGCCAGCGGCACCAUGGCACCCGCACCAGCGGCCCUCUACGCCAUCCAGCGGGCGAACCCUACCACCCAGGAAGACACACCAGCCACCCUACUCGCCCUAAUGGAGCAUGUGAGGCAGGCCCAGGUCGACGACCCCGACACGCAGCGCGACCUGGCCGCGUACGGGGUAGAACAGCAGCGCCCCCGACGACCAGAGGAGCCCUUCCAUACUGUGGCCCUCGACGUCAUGGGGCCCAACCCCUGCACAACCCGGGGAAAGCGCUUCCUCGUUGUGACCACUGACGUGUUCACGCUAUGGUCAGAGGCGUUCGCCGUGUCCAACGCACGCGCAGGGACGAUAGUGGCCCUCCUGGACAGCGAGGUGUUCCCUCGCUAUGGGGCGAACCCGACGGAGCGACGCAACCAGGACAUCAAAGUUCAUUUGCGCCUCCGCCUGGGGGAUGAUCACUCGAAAUGGGAUGUACACCUGCCCAAGUUGCUCUACUGCCUGCGCCGGCGAGUCAAUGCCGUUACCGGCCAUUCCCCCCCGGAACUGCUCUAUGGUCAGAACCUCGCCCUACCGGGCGAGCUGCGGGGAGUGCCCAAGGGCCCCCACCCCAAGCGCACCAGCCUCACGUGCCACGUCACCAGUCGGCCAAUCACCCUACCACCAACCCAUCACCAUGGACACCACAUCACCGACAUCACCACCACCAUCACCAGCUCCCCAUCCUACGCCACCAGCCAUGGCACCAGCCACACCACCACCCAUCACCUCACCUGCCGACACGCAGGACGUGUGCCGACCCACCAUCAGAGCUGA
Messenger RNA from Bacillus rossius redtenbacheri, 1128 nucleotides. RefSeq lists its product as uncharacterized. Gene Ontology annotation, molecular function: nucleic acid binding. The record is from RefSeq and is a predicted model, not a curated record. NCBI's taxonomy places the organism in Eukaryota, Metazoa, Arthropoda, Insecta, Phasmatodea, Bacillidae. The transcript is spliced from 5 exons. The coding region runs from base 1 to 1128 and encodes 375 amino acids.